AUGGCCGGGUCAGGUAGAGAAAGAGGACGUGCUGCGUUUACCUUCAACAUUGAGACUCUCGGCUUUGCUAGAGGUGCAGCUCUGCCUGAUGUCGUGUCUAAGCCUCCACCACCAUUUCCUAGUACAGACAAUAAGCCAGUGCCUCUGAAAACAGGAGAAGAUGAAGAUUACAUGUUGGCCUUAAAACAAGAUCUUAGAGGAACUAUGAAAAAAAUGCCAUAUUUUUUGGCAGUAGAAGAAGAGCGUGAAGCAAUUGAGAGGUACAGUAAAAAGUACCAAGACAGUGAAAAGGAGCAUGCAACAUGGACCCCAGCUUUCUUCUGCAGAAUUGUGAACCAGGUCUUUCAACAGCAGUUGGAGCUGGCAAAAACCUCUCAGCCUCAAAGUAAUCUGGAUGUGCUGAAAAAAAUUGAGGAGUUGGAAAAGAAGGAUGACGAAGAAGAAAAAUCCGAAGAUGAGAAAGACAAACCAAAAGACCAGGAAGGUGAAGAUGAUGAAGAACCAGAAGAACCAGAAGAAUAUGAUGAGGAGGAGCAGGAAGAGGCAAAUGACUACAUUUCUUCAUAUUUUGAAGAUGGAGAUGACUUUGGUGCUGCAAGUGAUGACAAUAUGGAUGAAGCAACAUACUAG
Molecule: messenger RNA, 630 nt
Organism: Tauraco erythrolophus (red-crested turaco)
Lineage: Eukaryota; Metazoa; Chordata; Aves; Musophagiformes; Musophagidae
Source: RefSeq, a predicted model, not a curated record